AAAAAAUUAACACUUUUACAUUUCCACGAUACUGUGUAUAAAUGAUUUUCACAGUUUUGAGUGUUAAUGUACUUAAAAUUGUUAACAAACUAAUUCCCAUGCACUUCAUCGUGAAUGAAAUACAAGAAGAAAAAAAGCCAGGCAUUGCUUCUUCUGCAGCCACUUAUUCGAUUCUGUCUUAUCCCUGUCUCAGAUAGUGUCACCAUAUAUUUGCAUGGUCUUUAAAUUGUUGUUUUUGCUAAUUUUGUUAUUAAAACAGGCAACAACAGAGAGACCUUUUAUACAAAAGCUGUUUCGACCAAUUGCUUCUGGAGGACAAUUGCACACUCUGGGAGAUCUUCUAAAAGAUGUGUGUCCUAGUGCUAUCACCCCUGAAGAUGGAGAGAAGACGACUCAAGUGAUGAUUCAUGGAAUUGAGCCAAUGCUGGAAACACCACUGCAGUGGCUAAGCGAACAUAUGAGCUAUCCAGAUAAUUUUCUUCACAUUAGUAUCAUUCCCCGACCUACCGAUUGAAACUUGGCUAUAUUGGUAUGAGGAUCAUUCUCAAGGUGGAAUUCUAGGGGCAUGUUAACUACUUGCUUGUAUCAGUCUUGAGACAGGCAGCCUGACCAGAAAAAAAGAAAAAAAAACAAAAAAUGAAACAAAA
This is a messenger RNA of Meleagris gallopavo (turkey), 647 nucleotides long. NCBI's taxonomy places the organism in Eukaryota, Metazoa, Chordata, Aves, Galliformes, Phasianidae. The record is from RefSeq and is a predicted model, not a curated record.